GCGGUGCAACGUCCGUGAAUGGUUCGCGAAUCUCGUGGGUUCUCGCGGCCGUUCGCGACGGUGGUUAGGCGAAGACGAUCCGGUUUUGCCUGGAGGUUACGGCCGUCUCGUUGGAGGCUCUUGAAGAAGCUUAAAGCAACGCCCUCCGUCUCAAAGACCCGCUCCGGGCAGAGGUAACAUGUCGGAUACGAGGCGCCGUCGAAAGUCCCACCAGUCCGGGGGCUCGGACGAUCUCUCGGACUCCUACGAAGAGCUCAACGUCUCGAAGGAUGUCCAGAGCAAUGAACAGACCGAGGACCAUCCGGACUCGGAAUACGAGACUGGCGAUAGCGACACUGAAGCUGAGUCUCAAGAGGGUGCUCCUCGUGAAAGUGGAGAUGGCCAAGAAGAGGACAAGCCACCGAGGAAGCUCGACGACGACGAGGAUAGACGAAAUCCGCAAUACAUUCCGAAGAGGGGAACGUUCUACGAGCACGAUGACAGAACUGCGGAUGAAGUAGCUAACACUACCGUCGAAGUGCAGAAUGAGAGAGAAACAAAGGAGAAGAAGGUGUGGAAGGACGAGGAGGACAAGUGGAAUCACGACAGGUACAACGACGACGAGCAGGCACCGAAGAGCCACGAAGAACUAAUUGCCGUUUACGGUUACGAUAUAAGAAACGAAGAGGGUCCACCUAGAGCAAGAAGAAGACGGAGAUAUGGACGAGGACCCAACAAGUACACUCGUAAUUGGGAGGACGAGGAUGCUUAUGGAAAGACUCCUGCUACCGCAACCUCUACAGGAAAGGGGGGUAACAGGAGGAUCAACAAAACUGGAGAAGAAUUCCCUGCAUUGAUUUCAAACACAGAGAAGACUCCCACUGGGGCCGAGGAGCCUGUGAUCUCAUCCGCCUGGUACAAUAAAAGCAAGUCGCAGAACAAGGCUCAGAAUAUCUCCCUUUCGCAGAACGACAAUUCUAAGCCGAAGAGCAAUGUUACAGCGAAUCACCAGCACAUAAACGAGAACAAGUCUCCGAACGAACCGACCAACCCCGCCUGGAAGAAGGAGAACAAGUCUUCUCAGAAUCUCAGCUCCAAUGGCAACAACGUAGGCGGCGGCGACACGUUGUCCUCGGUAGAUAGGAAGAACGUAAUUUCGAAUUUCGAAAGUCAAAUGCGAACGGCGAGGUUUAGAGUUCGCGGCCGAGGCUUCAAGGCGAACGUGAACAACAACGGGAUGACGAACAGGACGAUGGAAACUAAGCCGAAAGGCCGCGGGGCAGGACCCAUAUCUGCGGAAAAUAAGCGAACCGGUGCUGGUCAACACGACGACGAACAGCAGCUAACAAACGAGAUGAAACACAUGAACGUUGGCGAGGGUACGACGUUCCAUCAAGGCGGUAGACAAAACAAAAACUUCUACGCCCAGUCCACUAGUCAGCAGCGACCAAACUCUAUUCCGCCGCGAAUGCAGCAACAGCAGUCGCAACAGCAGCCGCAUCAGCAGCAACAGCAACCACCACAGCAGCAGCCCCAACCGGACGCUGCCGGAAGCAGACCGAAACGAUACUCGAGUCUUCGUCGACCGACCAUUCCCGAGGGACCCGCUCAACCGACUUACCAGCCCCAACACGGACAGCACGGAUAUUAUCCUCCUCAAGGUAGUGAGACGACACAAACUGACGCGUCCGCCACUGUCACUAACUUAAAUUACGUGCACGCAUUCUUAGCCGGAAAUUCAAGGAGUGUGUUAGACUCGCAGGCAUAUCCGCCAGGCCACUUCGAGCAGACUCCACCCGUCCCUGCUCCGGCGGCUCCCAUGGCUGGUCAGCCAGUUAUUCCGAUCCCUCCCGGUGGUCAGCCAGCGAAUUAUGCACCGCCGCCAUUCCUGGUACCUCCCCCGCAAUUUAUACCCCCGCAAACCGCCCCACCCAGCAUAAUCAAUUACGUGCCGGGUCCAACGGGGCCGACCUUCCAACCUAACUACCAAGGCUAUCAAGGAUUCACUCCGGCGGUGCAGCCGCAGGGGCCUCCACCGCCGCAAGAGUUGUUUCAGCCCCAGGGCUGCACUUACUACAGUCCCUCUCAGCAACAGCAGCAAGCCUCUCUGCUGAGACGACCCAAGGCAGCGAUUCCGAUUCUACCACCGCCGGAUAAUCAGAAUCACAGCAGCAGAGGAAGAGGACGAAGCGCUCAGCAACAGAUCGUACAGCCCGGCAACGCUCAGCGCGUAGAGGACGACAAGACGAACGCUUUCGAAGGUGUCCCCCAAGUCGAGGAUGUCGACCAGGUCGACUGCGAUGUACGGCAGGAAGUGCCGUUGGAAGACGUCGCGGAACUUCGGGACGACGUCGUCGUUCCUUCCGUUGAACUCGAGGAGGAAAAGGGCACGGUGGAAGUUCUAGACGUUGAGGAAGCGGUCGUAGAAACACCCAAGGAGGGCACUGUCGUGGAUGGUGAUGUCCCUACUCCGGACGAUAAGCUUCCAGAUGAUGUCGUUGAUGUGGAAAGCGUAGCUUCCGUGAAGGCCGACCUCAUCGUCGACAGUGGCGAGUCUGAGCUGACGAGAGUCGAGAACGCCGUCCUCGAGAGCAACGUCGUCGAGGAGGCUGCUGCCUAGCUUUAGUUAUAUUAUAUUAACACUUGUAACUACUUGUAAAGCGACGGUACGUCGGCCGUAAGACUCGCGACGACCUUGUUCGGGAUUACUUAUCGUUCCGGUCGUCCUUAGGGUGGCCUUUAAAACGGUUUCUCUUGCGGUGGGCCCGCCACCUGGAGGUCGUUGAGACUGGGCGAUGAUGCAUUAGGUUUCUCUUCAUUUCUAGCGACUCGUUAACCCUCGUCGUUUCGAAUAUUUAUACGCGAAAUCACUGUCUUAAGGAGCAUCCUAAUCGUCGACCUGUCGGCUCUUCUACGCACCCGAUGGACGCGUAGCGGUUGCUUUGUAACUCGAGUUAGUUUAAUUCGGAACUUGAUGGGACGGUGCUGCUAAGUAAUCAAUGUGAGAUACAUACGUUUGAUUUGUUAAUGCACGUUGAGGAUAUUCACGCCAACGAUUCAACCGAGACUUCCUCUCUUCUUUUUUUUUUUUUUUGUAAACAGUAAAUAAUAUUAAAACUGCGACCUCGUCUUAUUACUUAGUGUUGUACCUCUUUAUCUCUCUCUUCUUGCCAGCUGCUGACGAUUAAACGAUUCCGGUUACUGUCUCAACCAUUUCUGAAAUAUACGGAAUAGUUAAUUAAUAUUAGCUGUAACGUGUAUUAGACAGUCGAUCCUGCAUAAUUCGCUUUUUAGAUUACGAAUAGUAGGAAAAGUUGGAGCCUUUAUUAGCUCACGGGGUUUCUCAACAUCGUCACUGUAAAUAACACGAUCUAAGGGCCAUUUUAAACAACCCACUGUCUUGUGUACAAAUACAUUUGUAUCGUAAUUGAAUAAGACGUAGGGAUGAAUAAAACAUUUCAGCUGA
Orussus abietinus is the source of this 3445-nucleotide messenger RNA. It is a transcript of the gene btz, whose product is annotated as protein CASC3. The transcript has 8 exons. Gene Ontology annotation, molecular function: mRNA binding. The coding region runs from base 179 to 2599 and encodes 806 amino acids. NCBI's taxonomy places the organism in Eukaryota, Metazoa, Arthropoda, Insecta, Hymenoptera, Orussidae. The record is from RefSeq and is a predicted model, not a curated record. Gene Ontology annotation, biological process: mRNA processing. Gene Ontology annotation, cellular component: exon-exon junction complex.